Chrysemys picta bellii (western painted turtle) is the source of this 882-nucleotide messenger RNA. NCBI's taxonomy places the organism in Eukaryota, Metazoa, Chordata, Testudines, Emydidae. The record is from RefSeq and is a predicted model, not a curated record.
CCCAUAGAGGGGCCACGGCUCCCCAGAGCGGCUCAGGCGGCGGUCAUGGCGAGGCGGCUGGUGCUGUUCGACCUGGGCGGGCUGCUCUUCACCCCCAGCCCGCUGGGCGCCUUCGGCCGCUACGAGGCGUCGCUGCACCUGCCCAGGAACUUUUUGCAAAAUGUCAUCGUUGGAGCAGGCCCCGAUGGUCCCUAUGCCAGAGCGAUGAGAGGGGAGAUCGCCUUAUCUCAGCUGGUUUCAGAGCUGGAAGAGGAUUGCAAGAAGUUUGCUGCCUCCUCAGGGGCUUCUCUCCCGGAGACGUUCUCCGUAGCACAGGUCUUUGAGGAUAUUAUGACACAAGCAAAGCUCAAUACUGCUGUUCUUCAAGCUGCUAUAACUCUCAGGAACAAUGGGUUCAGGACGUGUGUGCUCACAAAUAACUGGAUAGAUGACGGCCCUCAGAGACACAUCACGGCUCUUGCGUUCUCCCUGCUGAGGAGGCAUUUUGAUCUGGUGAUCGAGUCUUGCCGCAUCGGUCUGAAGAAGCCGGACCCUCGAAUUUACGAGUACGCGCUGGGCGUGCUGAAGGCGAAACCACAGGAGGUUAUUUUCCUGGAUGACAUCGACGCUAACUUAAAGCCAGCCCGGGAAAUGGGAAUAGCCACCAUCCUGGUCAAGGACACGGAUGCUGCCGUGAAGGAACUGCAGGACCUGUGUGGAAUUCAGCUUCUUGGCCAUGAAGAGACUCUGCCAAUUGCGUGUGACCCAGGGAACGUGACCCAUGGUUAUGUGCCAAUCAAGGUAGGCUGUAACGAACGGCCAGCUGCUCUGAAUAAGAUCCUCAUCAACUGGCUGGAGGAUGUUCACGACAAUUCUUUGCUGCAGAAGGUUUCAAAACUCUGA